This is a messenger RNA of Andrographis paniculata, 1360 nucleotides long. Its product is annotated as transcription factor MYB35. The coding region runs from base 76 to 1299 and encodes 407 amino acids. The record is from RefSeq and is a predicted model, not a curated record. The transcript has 3 exons. NCBI's taxonomy places the organism in Eukaryota, Viridiplantae, Streptophyta, Magnoliopsida, Lamiales, Acanthaceae.
AAGAAACAAGAAACAAGAAUCACAUCGUCAUUACUGCAUCAAUUUGCACAAUCUCAAUCUGAAUAUCCUAAUCCAAUGGGGAGACCACCCUGCUGCGAUAAAGCCAACGUGAAAAGAGGACCCUGGACCCCUGAAGAAGACGCCAAAAUCCUUGCCUACGUUGCCAGCCAUGGCAUCGGCAACUGGACCUUAGUCCCCCAGAAAGCAGGCCUCAACAGGUGCGGGAAGAGCUGCAGGCUGAGAUGGACCAACUACCUCCGCCCCGAUCUCAAGCACGACAACUUCACUCCCGAGGAGGAAGAGUGCAUUCUUGAACUUCACAAAACCAUCGGCAGCAGAUGGUCUCUGAUCGCGAAACGGCUGCCGGGGCGAACAGACAACGACGUGAAGAACUACUGGAACACAAAACUGAAGAAGAAACUGACUAAAAUGGGGAUCGAUCCCGUGACUCACAAGCCUUUCUCCCAGCUUUUCAGCGAAUAUGGGAAGAUCAGUGGUGUUCCUCCUCCAGGUUCCUGCAGGAACAGAAACCCUUUCCUCCACAAUCCAGCGGCAGGCGGCACUGACGAUGGAUUAUCAUCAUCGCCAUCAAUUUGGAAGCCAGAAAACAGCAACAGGCACAAGAUCAUUGAGAUCAAUAACAACAAUAAUAAUAAUAAUAAUCGUCCGGUGGAGAAUGUCCAUUUGCCACAUUUUUUGGGCGAUCAGGUAUUCUCCCCCUGUGAUGCAUUUUCUUCUUCUUCUUCUACAUCCUUGUCUUCCAAUGGAGGAGGAGGAGGAGGAGGAGUCACGCAUUUGGGCUGCGGACCAUCUCAGUCGUGUGAGGGAUCUCAGCUGGUUCAAAUGGUGCCUUCUUCUGACCCCUUCUUUAUGUCGAGUAACGAAUACACUCUCGGAGAUCCUUCAAUACUACCACCACUACCACUUCCACUUCCACUACCAGACAAUUAUAACGUGGACCAAAUGACAACGACUACACUGAAAUGCGAGUAUGGUGGCGGGAUUGGGAUUGGGAUUGGGAUUGGGAUUGGGAUGAUGAAGAUCAUGCCGCUCAACAACGACGCCAUUAAUAAUAUUCCUCAUAAUUAUCUGGAAGGUUCUUCAUGUGAUGAACAACAACAGCAGGAUGGAUCAGACACCACAGCCAGAUCCAGAUUGACUGCUACUACUAGUACCGAUCAGGAGAGCUCCUCCUCCAUUGCUGCGGCUGCACAGUCAUUCGUAGAGGCAAUCUUUGCUCAUGACAAUGAAAUGCGCCUAGAGUUUCCUGAUGACAUGAUCUUGGACGAAACUACUUGAGAUUAUUGAUUCUAUCUUUCUUGUCUCAGAUCCUCUUCUUCCUCCUAUAUGAUCUAUUUUU